Molecule: messenger RNA, 2365 nt
Organism: Drosophila guanche
Lineage: Eukaryota; Metazoa; Arthropoda; Insecta; Diptera; Drosophilidae
Gene: Tmem214
Product: transmembrane protein 214
Exons: 8
Coding region: 41-2089 (682 amino acids)
Cellular component (GO): endoplasmic reticulum; Golgi apparatus
Source: RefSeq, a predicted model, not a curated record
ACAAAUUUAAAUUUAAAUUCAAUUUAAAUAACUUGCAAGUAUGUCUAAUCAAUGGGAAGUUGUUAGCAAGUCCCGCAAACAGAAAAAUCUGGAAAAAAAAGUUAGUGCCCAUACGGAGCAGAAGCGUAUUGCAGCUCAAUUGCCAAAGCUUGAGGAUCUCUUGCCAACCCAGCAAUAUCGCAAUUUGUUCGGCUCUACCAAUAACAACAACAACUACAAGUCGAAUUCGCCUGCAAAAUCUAGUUCAAGUGCCUCAUCAUCGAAAAACAAGUCGCCGGUCAAGAAAAACGCCACGAAAACCAUUACGUCCGGAGGGAGUAGUGGAGGCGUGCCAAAAACGAAGAAGCAGUUGCCAGCUAAGCCCAAAACACUAGAACAGGCCCUGAAGCAUAUAAGUCCGGAUGAUUUUGCUGCUCAGCUGGAGCAAGUAAAACUUAGCUGUCCCGGCUCUGAGUUGCGAUGGCUCAGUCAUAUUGCCCUUUAUUUCAAUGGAGCCCUGUCCUAUGACUGCGAUCCUGUAUUCUCUGGACGUUCUUCUCAGUAUCCUAGUAAUCUAGCGAGUGCUGGACUUCAAAAAAUUGUUGUUGACUUCCUAGGCAGCGUAGGCGAGUCAAAUCUGGAGUAUUUCUUCUACUCUCUAUUAGACGGUAUGACUUCGGAUCUCAACAAUAACCAGACGGUGGUUGGCUACAAGUUUAUGCUGCAGUUAAUAGGCCAAGCAUAUCCGAGCAUUUGCUCUAAAAACUUUGCGAAGACCGCUUUACUGAGAAAUUGCUAUCAAAAUAGGAGCAACAUUUGCUUAAGUAUUUUGUGGGCCAUUGGCCAGGGCGGCUAUAGAUCACUAAAUGAGGGAGUUAAAGUCUGGCAGAAUUUAAUGCUACCUAAUUUGGAACUGAAAAGCUACUCCAAAUUUGUAGUGGAGUACAUCGAAAGGGUUCUUAAUACAGCAGGGACCUCCGAGGACACGUUGCUGCUUAAUCAGAAUGAAUUUUUUGCCACCUACAACGCACUUAACGCUCCCUAUAAUAAUCUACCCAAGGAGCUUCAGCUAAGCCUGAAGCGAAGUGCAAAUCAGUUGCUGCAAAAAUACAUUGCCAGUCCGGUUAAGCAUGCGAAUAUCUUCUUGACGCUCUUUCGCGACAUUACGACUGUAAGUAAGCCAGACAACGAGAUUGAAGGAUGCUUGAGUUGCCUUUCCAGCAGCGGCGGCGAUGAUUGCUUCAAAGUUUGGCGAAUGAACUAUAAAAAGCAACAGUUGGCAAGCUACAAGCUACUGCAAGCUAUAGACCAGGACUGGGAGACUUCUACUAAUUUACUGGCGAAAUCACCAGCAUUUCACUAUUUUCUACAAGACUUGCGGCUUUCUAACGAAGAGCUGCAGUCAAGCAAACGGAAAGAAAAUCAUUUAAUCAUUAAUGAUUUAAUGGAAGUUUUAUCGACGGUGCAGGAGAAAAGCAGCGCACAGCAAAAGAAAAACAAACAAAAUUCUGCGUCACAGAAAAAGAAAUGCGGCUGCUGCAAGUGGACUUUGGGUAGUAUUUUCAUCAUCGCGCUGAUUGCUGGUGCUCUCUAUUAUGAUACUGAGGUCAAUGGCAAGGGGCUGUUCGAGAAAUCAGCUACGGGCAAGGUACUGAAAAACGCUGGACUUUUGCCACAUGUCCAGAAGGGCUGGUAUGUGGCCAUGGGCACAAGCGCCCGGGGCUAUAAAUGGGCCGAGAAACAUGUUCCACCAUAUGCAGAACCCGCACUUAAGACGGCUGGAGAUCUGUGGAAGCUGGCGAGGAAUGCAGCAUGCAAUAUUUUCCAAUCCGGCAAGGGAUACUUCAAUACCAAGUGGCCUGUGAUUGCCAAGUUUAUUGACCAAUAUGUGCCCAAUUUGUCAGGCAAACUUGAGGCAUUCGUUGCGGGCGCUUGUGAUUUGGCCAUCAAUAGCUACGACAAGUCCGCCACGCUAAUUAAAGAAAAGGUCCUCGUCGGCCGCUUCUCACCAGAGAACAUCAAUCAGGCUUUGAAUCAGACGCGCAACGUCGCAUUGGAAUACUACAAUCAGUUUCACAAAAAGGUUGAUGCCUAUGCCAAGCUUAAAUGAUUCUAAGCGUCAGGCACGCUUGGAAAACAUUCUCCGAGUAAUACCACGAACAUCAUCAUUAGCAUCCGAAGAAUAAACAAGAAAACGUCAUAGUCAAUAGUAAAGGAACCACAAUUAUUUGGCAAAUUAGUUAAAAAAAGAAUUAAUAUGUUUUAAAUAAGUCUAUUCACCUGAACUUCUACCGCCUCAAAACACCAACAUUUCGUCAACAUGGCCUAGUAAAGAAAAGCAAUACGAGCAAAUUAUGGUGCAUGCCCAAAACAGAACCGAUGUAUA